Molecule: messenger RNA, 1994 nt
Organism: Grus americana (Whooping crane)
Lineage: Eukaryota; Metazoa; Chordata; Aves; Gruiformes; Gruidae
Product: beta-1,4-galactosyltransferase 3-like
Exons: 6
Coding region: 587-1621 (344 amino acids)
Biological process (GO): carbohydrate metabolic process
Molecular function (GO): glycosyltransferase activity
Source: RefSeq, a predicted model, not a curated record
GCGUGACGCUUGGGCGGAAACAGUCCCUCCGCCGCGGGGUGAGGGCGUUCUCCCUCACCCCCGGGCUGGGGCGCAGCGGGGGAAGCCUGGGCUGCCGAGAGCCUCUGGGGCGGUUAUAGGCUGGCCUGCUCCGCUCCGCCCCGCCUCUCCCUGCCCCGCCAGCCGUGUGCUGCUCUGUCCCCGGGUGUGCGGGCGGUGUUCUCCCGGAGUCGCCCGGGCGUGCUUCCCGCGGUUGCCUUCCCCUCAGAGAGACUGUCCCACAGCGGUAGGCGUAAGGGUGUGGGAGGGCGGCCGCUGCGCCUGUGCUGCUGCCUGCCGGGCCGGGCUAGGGUGCCGCUGUCCCCGUGGCUCUUCUGCUCUGGAUGGGCUUGAACAGCUUUUUCUUUCCUUCAGUCCGCCGUGCGGAGCUUGUAGCGGGAAGAGGUGGUUUGGCUCAAAGCUAGAAGAGCAAGCUGCCGCCUCAGAAAGUUUGAAGAGGAGGAGGAGGUGGUCUUCCCUGCCCAGCGAUGUAGCCCUGAACGUAGGACUGCAGCUCGUGGCAGUUAAACUCCUCACCGGUCUGAUACCAGAGCAUGGGCUAAAAGCUAUGUCCCUCUCUCGCGUCGAAAAUCCUUGUUUUCUGCUGUUUCUGUUCGUCUUCCAAGCAAUAUUUAUCCUGAUAUUGUACCGAGGUGGACCUUCAAAUGUGUUUCGUGCGGUUUUAGACUCGCAUCAGGUUCUGGAUUACUCAAAAACUCACGAUGUGUAUACAAAUCUCAGCUUGUUUACCCAAGCUCCUAAUGAGGAAACUAUGCCGUACUGCUCAGCACAGUCACCAAUAUUUGUUGGUCCGUUAACCAUCACCUUCAGGGUGCUCCCUAGUGAAAGAAUGAUCAUCAAAAAAAAUCCUUUUGUUCAGUCUGGUGGCCGCUACAGGCCACCUCACUGCUUGGCCCGCUACAAAUCAGCCAUCCUUGUAGCCUACAGGAACCAGGAGAAGUACCUUCACCAUCUUCUCUACUAUAUUCAUCCUUUCUUGCAGCGCCAGCAGCUCAGUUACAGUAUCUACUUGAUUCAGCAGGUGGGGAAUGGUACAUUUAACCGAGCAAAGCUGCUUAAUGUUGGUGUCCGGGAAGCCCUGAAGGAUGAAGACUGGGACUGCCUUCUCCUGCAUGACGUGGACUUAGUCCCUGAGAAUGAUUAUAAUCUCUAUGUUUGUGAUGAAUACUAUCCCAAGCACAUGGCUAGUGCCAUGGAUAAGUUUCAGUACAUUCUGCCAUAUAAGUCCUUUUUUGGGGGUGUAUCUGCUCUGACUCCAGAACAUUACAUGAAGAUGAAUGGGUUUCCAAACACAUACUGGGGCAGCGGUGGUGAAAAUGAUGACAUUGCUGCAAGGAUUCGGUUAGCAGGAAUGGAAAUAGUUCGGACAUCACCUCACCUUGGACGCUACAAAGUGAUGGACUACAAUGAAGAGGCUGAGACACGAGAGCCUUGGAGAAGGCCUACUACCCGACACAACACCAGAAAAACAUGGAAGGAUGAUGGAAUGAAUUCAUUAGAGUUCAAGCUCCUUUCCAAGACAAGGCAUCCUCUUUAUACCAACAUCACUGUGGACAUUGGAUAUGUUCCCCCAUUUUCUUAAGAGAAUGAAAACACAGGCAGAGUUUGGGCUCUGCAUGGCAGCAUGCAUAUGGGCAUUUGGCCUCUACCUCCCAGCCCUCAGGCCUUGGGGAUCAAGGUCUCCUUGACAGUAAACUGACCCAAGUUUUCUGGAACCUUUCUUCCAUAGCUGGAUAGCUGUCCUGCUUCUUACUUAAGUGUUCAUUGGGAUGCAAGCCAUUCUGUCAAACAGGCCUCUGAAGUGCUGUAUUUUGAGAAAGUGUUGGAGCCAGUUACAGUUCUGUAAAUAUCUCUUGUGAAUUUCAAUAAAAUAGUUAUGUGUUUGGGUUAAGAUUUUCUAGAAUAUUUUAGUAAGAGUGUAAUAAAGGAGGAAGUUGCCCUGAAACUAGACAAAA